UCUCUAGUUCUUUCUGUUGAGGAUUUUUCUUUCUCUCUUGCUGAAGACCAGAUUCUGGUCAGAUUCACAGAUUCUACUUCUUUUAUCUCUCGUGAUUUGUUAAAGCCCUGCUGAAUUCGCUGCUUAAUUCAACAGGAAGUGAGUCCACUGAGGGAGGCAGAAGAGCUGGUGGAGUGAUCAACUGAAACCUCCACAAAUCCUAUCCAAGGGCAGCAUAAGAACUUGGCUGGUAUGUGGCCGUGGUGUACGUUGAUACUUGAUCAGACUGAGCCCUGCUACCUGCUUCCACGAGGCUUCCAUUGUCCUGCCUGCCUGCCAAUCCUUGGUUGAUCCCACUUGCAAACCUUUGCCCGUGCAGUAGGGAUAAAGCUACCACUACAUUCUACUACCUCUCGACAACAAUGGAUUUCAGUAGCAGUCUCUACAGUAUUGGGGAAGAAAUAGACAGUGAUGAGUUGGCCUCCCUGAAGUUCCUAAGCCUGGACCACAUCCCACAAAGGAAGCAGGAACCCAUCAAGGACGCCUUGAUGUUAUUCGAGAGACUCCAGGAAAAGAGAAUGUUGGAGGAAAGCAACCUGUCCUUCCUGAAGGAGCUGCUCUUCCAUAUUAACCGACUGGAUCUCCUGCUUACUUACCUGGGUACUAGCAGGGAGGAGAUGGAGAGAGAACUUCAGACCCCUGGCAGGGCUCAAAUUUCUGCCUACAGGGUCAUGCUUUUUCAGAUUUCAGAAGAAGUAUCUAAAGCGCAAUUGAGAACUUUUAAGUUUUUUUUGAGCCAGGACAUCUCCAAAUGUAAACUGGAAGAUGACAUGAGCUUGCUCGAUAUUUUCAUAGAAAUGGAGAAGAGGGUCAUCCUAGGGGAAAGAAACUUGGACACCCUGAAAAGAGUCUUCGGCAAAAUCAACAAGAGCCUGCUGAAGAAAAUCAAUGAUUAUGAAGAAUUAAGCAGAGAGAGAAGAUUGAGCCUUGAAAGAUCAUCAGAUGAAUUUUCAAAUGGGGAGGAGACAUUCAGAAUGCUGGAAAUAUCAGACUCUCCAAGAGAACAAGACGGUGAUUCACAGACAUCUGACAAAGUUUACAGAAUGCAAAGCAAACCUCGGGGAUACUGUUUGAUCUUCAACAACUAUGAUUUUAGCACAGCACGGAAGGCAGUGGACAAACUUCAAAGAAUUAGGGAUAGGAAUGGCACCCACUUGGAUAAAGAUGCUUUAAGCAAGACCUUUAAUGAGCUUCAUUUUGAGGUAGUACAUUUUGAAGACUCCACAGCAAAAGAAAUCCAUGAGGUUCUGAAGGUCUACCAAGGCAUGGACCACAAUAACAAAGACUGCUUCAUCUGCUGCAUCCUCUCCCACGGAGACAAGGGCAUCAUCUAUGGCACUGAUGGAGAGGAGGUCUCCAUCUAUGAGCUGACAUCUUAUUUCACUGGUUCGAACUGCCCUUCUCUUGCUGGAAAACCCAAAGUCUUUUUUAUUCAGGCUUGUCAAGGGGAUAAUUACCAGAAAGGAAUACCAGUUGAGACUGACUCAGAGCAGAAGGAAGCCUAUUUAGAAAUGGACGUAUCACUUCAAAAGAGAUAUAUCCCAGAUGAGGCUGACUUUCUGCUGGGGAUGGCUACUGUGAACAACUGUGUUUCCUACCGAAACCCUGCAGAGGGGACCUGGUAUAUCCAGUCACUUUGCCAGAGCCUGAGAGAAAGAUGUCCUCGAGGUGACGAUAUUCUCACCAUCCUGACUGAAGUGAACUAUGAAGUGAGCAACAAGGAUGACAGGAAACACAUGGGGAAACAGAUGCCACAGCCUUCCUUCACUCUGAGGAAAAAACUUUUCUUUCCCCUUAAUUGAUGCUAUGUUUACCUGCAUAACACUAUAGUUGUUUCUUGCUGCUUUUUUUUAUGGCAUUUUGCACAAUCGUCGGGUUAAAGUUAAUAUGAUAUUAACUUUUAUGCCACAAGCUAACUUUUACACUAUGUAAAUAUUUUUUAAUUAAAAAUUUGAUUUAAUUCUUUUAAAAUUAUGAUUAUUUUGCAAGCUUUUUAAUAAUCUAUUGCCAAGCUCUCCUUUUAGCUGAUAAUGUGUAAAUUGCUGCAUAUUAACAACAUGUUGCUUCAUGCUAAUGUUGCACUCCUCCUUUCAUGCAUUUGCACUGCUCUUUCUACCUGCGAUCAGCUUAUUCUACAGCUUUAGCCAGCUUUAAAACGGCAUUAUUUUUCUAGAAUUUUUUUUUCAAAAAUAUUUUAAUAGAAUAAAAUAUAAUCUUAUUUUACUGUU
This is a messenger RNA of Lemur catta (Ring-tailed lemur), 2267 nucleotides long. RefSeq names its product caspase 8 (gene CASP8). The record is from RefSeq and is a predicted model, not a curated record. Gene Ontology annotation, molecular function: protein binding; cysteine-type endopeptidase activity. The transcript is spliced from 10 exons. Bases 402 to 1841 code for a protein of 479 amino acids. Lineage: Eukaryota; Metazoa; Chordata; Mammalia; Primates; Lemuridae. Gene Ontology annotation, biological process: apoptotic process; proteolysis; regulation of apoptotic process.